AUGAUAACAUCGUUAUGGAAGAGUCGGCGCAAAUUCUCGAAGUUGAAACUUUCAUUCCACUUUUUGUUGCAGGUUCGUAGCACACAAAAAAAUCUUUCCAAAAUAAUUUUUUUAGUUUAGAUGAGUUUUUUUAAAAAAACUUGACAGGAACCUUGUUUGCUGAUAAUUUUUACCAGAUCUGUGGAAAGUUUUAUUUUACUUUGAAUACCAGAACUAAGAAGUCUCGAGGAAAUUAGAUGAGUUCAGGAGAUUUUUUCUUGAAAAUACCUAGUUACUUUUUUUUUGCACUCAUGAUUAAUUUUUUUGAAAAAAAGAAGUUUCGAUUUCAAAAAGACUUUUUUUCUCAAAAAGGCGUGUUGAUGACACAUGAUAAAGCGGGAAAGUUCCAGUAAGAUUUUAAUAAACGAAAUUUGAUUAAUAGUGUUAUAUAAAAUGAAAAACUUUUUCACCAAAGGUCAACUGUUCCUUCAGUUUUUUUGUCCUCUACAAAUCACAUAUUUUCAGUAUUUAUCUCAAAUACUGUGGCUAUGAACAGAGCUGGACCACAGUUUUCAGAAUCCGCAGGACGGCAGGAACCGACUGAAGCGCUGGAUCAUGAUCGGAGAUCAUCACCAGCUGCCUCCAGUCGUUCAGAACCAGGCCUUCCAGAAGUACUCCAACAUGGAGCAGUCGCUUUUCGCCAGAUUUGUCCGCCUCGGCGUGCCCUACGUGAUGCUCGACAAGCAAGGCCGUGCUCGUUCUGAGUACGUUUUUGGCGUUUUAGCCACGGGAACGUCGCCUUGUUGCUACACGACUUGAUCCUCCUCCAGGCAAUCACGCUGUUUUGCUAUUUUCGGCGCGUUUCUUAUUACGGGGUGUCAUUCUUGUGUCGUUCUUGCCUCUUGUCACAAGAUUACUUAUUGAGUCAACAAAGCGUUUUGAGAUUAUGGUAACAUCCGGAAGGAAGGGAAAUAUAUUGCCCAGCCCCAUCUUACAAAGGAGGUCAUUUUAAUUUGCAGUUUUCCUAAAAAUUGGCCAGAACAACCAAAUAUGUACCAAGAAACAUCCUAAAAAUGUCAAGCUGCCCAACUUUCUAGUUGUUGAGAGAAAGCAUCUCCAAGUCAAAGGUAUAUCUCAAAAUCCGUUAAAAGGCCAUUUUGGGGUUUUGAGCUUUUACUUCUCGAAAAAUUUUUUUCCCCUUUUUUUUUGAUUUUGAACUUCUAACUUUUUAUACUUUAGACAAUACUGGUUACAUUCUUUUUUUUUGGAAUUUAUUUCUAAGAAUUUGAACAGUUUUUUCGAAGUACUACUUUUUCCCAUACCGUUCAUCGGAAGAACAGUCAAGAAGUAGAGAGAAAGAGCUUUAUCUAUGAGAAUACCAUUUAUUUACGCAGGAACAUCUCGUCAGUGUGACACUUCCCGAGUGAUAAUGCGCUCCACACCAUUCAAAAUGAUUUUAUUGUUUCACGAGCUUUUUUGUCUGUCAUUUUUACUUCUGGCUCUUUUGAGGUUGAAGCUAACUUUAGAAUAUUAUAGAAUUGCUUCGUUGUACUCGUGGAGAUACAAAACACUGGGCAACCUGCCACACGUGGAAGCCUUGCCUCUUUUCCAACAUGCGAAUGCCGGGUUCGGCUUUCCCUUCCAACUCAUCAAUGUCCCAGACUUCAACGGAAUGGGCGAAACGCAGCCGAGUCCAUAUUUCUAUCAGGUAAAUAUGAGAAUUCAUAAAAAAAGAGACGAUAUGAGUGUACGAAAUGAAAUGUAACCCAUUCAGACAGGCCUUGUCUCGUGUCUUUUGCACAGUUUUUGACUCGUUCUCUUGCUAUAUUUUGAUAUACUUGAUUUGUUAAAAGUUUGAAAUUAUCCUAACGAGGGAGCAUCGCAGAUAUGAUUCAAACUUCUGUGGUGGGAAGUCCUAGAAAAAAAAACUGAGUUUCGCAACAAGAAAACGCAUUAAGUCCCCCGUGAAAAAAUCAAGAUAUUCGAUUUAAAAAGAAUUCGGUCAACCCACUACUUUUUUUGAACUUUUUGAAAUUUCAGGGUUUGAUAACUUGAUAAAAAAAUUUUUGUAUAAAUAAUGGAUGUUCGAAUUUUCCUUGAUAGCUUAUUUAUAUAUUCCAGUUGAAAAAACGUUGUCUUACAUAUAAAUCCACUUUAGAAUCUUGGCGAAGCCGAGUACGCGAUUGCCUUGUACACGUAUAUGCGGAUUUUGGGAUACCCGGCGGAAAAAAUAUCGAUCAUAACGACAUACAACGGACAAGUGAGUCUCAAUCGUGCAACUUCGUAAGAUUGGUCUUUUUUAGGCUCAACUUCUGAGGGACGUCGCCGAAAGACGCUGCGCCAACAAUCCGCUGAUCGGCUUGCCUGGAAAGGUUGCUCAGAAUCGCCAGUGAACUUGCUAACUUUGUUUUGCAGAUCUCGACGGUCGACAAGUACCAAGGUCAACAGAACGACUUCAUAAUUCUGUCGUUGGUGCGUACCAAGAACAUUGGUCAUAUCAGGUGCCGGCCUUCUUCGAUUUCGGCCUCUCACUGCGAUAUUUCAGAGAUGUCCGACGUUUGGUCGUCGCGUUGUCUCGCGCUCGCCUCGGUCUUUACGUGCUGGCCAGAUCUGAGAUUUUCAUGAACUGCUUCGAAUUGACUCCGGCUAUCAAAAUUGUAAGUUUUCUCGAUGAUCGUAUUAAUUUGGAAAAUAAGGGAAAACUUUUAAUUUCAAGUCUUUUCCACUUUGAGGAUUUGACUUAAGAAUGAUGUAGACGAGAUAUAGAAAAAUAUUCUCUCGACUUUUUUUCAACCGGCUGCUGUUUUUCAGUUUGCUCAGUAUCCGCCAAAACUGAUUCUACUUCCUUUCGAGCCUUAUCCGACGGAGCGAAAAGUAAGUUUCCAAAUGCUUGCAAAAAUUACGGGUGAUUUAUUUCAGCUGAAGGAACGGUCAACUCUCGGAGAGCCGCUUCAAAUAGAAGACACAGUCCAUAUGACGCAUUUUGUCCACGAGUUCUACAUGAGCAAUUUGGAUUCGUUGAGGGCGAGCUAUGAAGAAGUGUUGGCAGAAUACCAACAAAGCAUUCGAGUAAUUUGUCCGGCCAGCUAAAGCCGCCUUCUUACUGAGACGAUGACGAAUAUUUGCAGCAACUUGCGCCGCCUUCGCAGACCGACGAAGGCCUCGGAGCGGAGACGGAAGCCGAGAAAAGGUCGCGCGAGGCUCUGGAAAAGCAGCGGCAGAAGGAGGAGCUGGACAAGAAGGAGGCCGACAUCGUCUUCGAAGACAUGGACUUCGAGCGGAUGGAAGAGCCGCCAAAUGUUUGAACUCAUUGAUUUUAUUGUUAUUUAUCAUUCUGUUGUUAUAUUCCUCGUUUGUUAUCACGGCGUAACCUAUGAUCUUUGCGCGAUCCUGUGUCUAUUUCAUUUUUCUAUGAUCCUUUCUUGUUAACUUUAAAAAUAAAUAUUCCGAUAGCUAUGCGUUAUCAGUUUCGUUUGAAUGUGCUGGUACUCGCUCCGUAUUUUUUAAACAUUUUUUUUUUCAAUUUUCGAUUCAUCUUCAAUUUUUUUUAGGUUCUUAGGAAUCUCAAAAUAAGAGGAUGACGACAGCAGCAGAGAAAAUGAACGGAGAAACGGUAUCCAAUAUUUGUUUUUAGUUAUCAUCUGGAUUUUUCAGCCGGAUUGUGAGAAAAUGACGCUCGAAGACUCGGACGACGUCGUAACGCCGUGGAGCGUGACUUCGAGCAGCGCGGCGGGCGUCGACUACGACAAACUCAUAGGUUUUUCGCUUGGCUCUUAGUCAGGUCAAGUAUCGAGCUUUCAGUGAAGUUUGGAUGUCGGAAACUGACUGAGGAGUUGGUGGAACGGUUCGAGAAAGUCACUGGUCAUAAGCCUCAUCCGAUGCUUCGCCGGGGAAUGUUCUUUGCUCAUCGGUUGGUUUUGCCGGCUCUCUCCCGGUCUUUUCGUCUUUAUUCGCAUUAGAAAAACGAGAAUAGUCAAAGUUGAGAAGCGUUUUUCGCUUUAACCCAAAGGUUGAGUCAGUAAAUUAAGGGGGUGUUUUGCAAAUAGGAGCUUCAUAAAUGCAGCGAAGGAAUCUUAGUAUCAUUUAAUUUAUCGUUUAACGUUACCUUUUUAGAAUUGGAAAAUCUCUACAAAAUAAUCGUAGACUAUGCACAUCUGUCAUGGUUAUCCCAGUUUUCUCAUGAAUCUCGUUCGUCUUCUUUCAAAAAUAUUCAAAAUUGAUUUAUUUUUACGCUUUCUAGCUUUUAAAGCUUCUAUACUGCUCUUGCAACAACUCCGAACGCCAUGCUUUAGUUUUUUCGUUUUUUUUUUUCUGAAAAGAAGUGAUGUUAUUCUGAAAAUUAUGGCUGUAAAGAUAUUUGUCUAUGUUUGUUUGAUCAUGUUUGCUUGUUUUCAAGACAAAUUUUUUAGGUGUGAAAAAAAGUAUUCAAAAAAAGUUUGUAUACAAAAAUGUCCAAUUUGUCGCUGGCUUUCGUUUAAAAGAGGUUUCAGUCGAUUCGGACCACGGAGAAAAAAGAGAUUUUUUUCGUUUUCGGCUGCAGAAACCCUCAAAAGGGGCGGAGCCUGUCAAAACCUCAACUGAAAGAUCUCAUUUUUUUAAAUUGAAUAUGUCUGAUUGAUUUUUUGUGGUUUUGAAAAGAAACUGUUAGUAGACGACGGGUUGAGGAGGCAGUUUUUGCUUGCAACUGAGAUUUGCAGAGAUCUGUCAGCGAUUCUGGACCGGAAGGAGCAGGGAAAGCCGUUCUACCUUUACACGGGCCGCGGCGCCUCCAGUGGAAGUCUGCACCUAGGUCACCUCGUACCGUUCAUUUUCACCAAGUGGCUGCAGGAUGUCUUCGAUGUGCCCCUCAUCAUCCAGGUAUUUCUCAGUCUUCUUAUUUUUCCACUACCAGUUUCGCUGUUCAAGAUGACGGACGACGAGAAAUUUCUGUGGAAAGAUAUUAAAAUUGACGAGGCGAAGAAAAUGGCUCGCGAGAACAUCAAGGUUUUUAAUCUUGCCAAUAUUCUGUGCAAUUUAUUCACGCCGUCGUAUUCUUCUCGAAAACAAAUAAAGCGUGUUCAGGACAUCAUCUCUGUCGGCUUCGAUCCUGCGAAAACUUUUAUUUUCAACAAUUUGGACUACAUGUGGUAAAAAACAAACCGCAUCUCGGAGUUUUCGUAAAGUUAAUUUCUUCAGCCCGCCGUUUUAUGAGAAUGUCGUUAAAGUUUGGAAAGUGGUGAACAAUAACCAAGCGCGUGCUAUUUUCGGCUUCACGCCAGAAGACAACUUGGGAAAGGCAUGAAUUCCUAUUAUGUGUUUAGAAACAAAACAGUUAACAGUAGAAUCGAGUUCAUAGACCGAUAGAUAAGCCUAAAUUAUUUGCUUCUCGCUUUCAAUGACUAGGCGUACCCGUACUGAGAAAAAAGUAUUUGAGAUUAGUUUUUAUUUUUUUUCUUGAAUAUAUAUAUAUAUCCUUACUUGAUGGCCAGCAUCUUCACCAAUACACUUUACGCUUCAUAGGGGAAAUUUAUUGAAGAAAAUUUCCUUGAAGGCGGCGUUCCCAGCGAUCGAAGCGGCCCCCUGCUUCGCCUCGUCGUUCCCCCAUGUUUUCGGCAAGCGAACGGACCUGCCUUGUCUGAUUCCAUGUGCCAUCGAUCAAGUAAGGACCUUCGACCUGGACGACGUGACCAAUGAGUUCAGGAUCCUUUCUUCCGAAUGGCGCGAGACGUCGCUCCUAGGUUGAAAUACCCGAAGCCGGCCCUUAUCUAUUCGACCUUCUUGCCUGCGCUGCAGGUUUUUCUUCCUAAUGCAAGCUAUCGUCAAAGCUUAUCGAAAUUCCAGGGCGCUCAAACGAAAAUGAACGCCAGUGAGCCCAAUACGUGCGUUUUCCUCAGUGACACCGCCAAACAAAUCAAAAAUAAGGUGGAGUUUGAGAAAAAAAAGAAAGGAUAUUGUAUUUACAACUAAGUUAAAUUAAAGUUUUGCGUUAUAAACUUUGGUAAAUAUCAUAUAAACUUGUUCAUAGGCUGGUUCGUAUACAGGUGAACCAGCACAAGAAAAAAAACAAUCCUAUUUUUGCAAAUUUCUCAAAUCCUGAAAAUUCUUUUCCCAUAAGAGUUCCGAUAUUAUCAGAUAUAGCACUUGAAUUUAGCAAAAAAAAAGUUCGAGGUGUACCUGUGAUGAAGUAAGAUGAACAAUUGGUCUCAAGAAGCCGCACUGACGCUUGAAGACGAGAACUUCUCUUGCUUGCAAAUACCAAUUUCUGGAAACAAUUUUCAGAAGCGAUGAACAUUUUCAAAGUUUACUUUUCUCAAAUGAAGGUCUCAUUAGUUUUCAGAUAAACAAAUACGCGUUUUCGGGUGGACAGCCUACAGUGGAGGAACAUCGUGAGAAGGGCGGUAACUGCGAAGUCGACAUCAGCUAUCAAUUCUUGCGGUUUUUCCUCGAAGAUGACGAAAAGCUGGAAGAGAUUCGCCAGGUGACUUCAGGCUCCGGCAUGUCCAUGAAUGAUUGUUGUUUCCAGAAAUACACAAAAGGAGAGAUUCUGACGGGAGAACUGAAGGCGAUGGCCGUCGCAGAAGUGACUCGCGUCGUGCUCCUCAUGCAGGAGCGGCGGAAAACAGUCACGGACGCCACUGUGGAAGAAUUCACAGCUAUCCGUUCACUUGCCUACAGUUAUUAG
Caenorhabditis auriculariae is the source of this 6640-nucleotide messenger RNA. NCBI's taxonomy places the organism in Eukaryota, Metazoa, Nematoda, Chromadorea, Rhabditida, Rhabditidae. The record is from the annotation of a GenBank genome assembly.